Messenger RNA from Pseudomyrmex gracilis, 3424 nucleotides. It is a transcript of the gene akirin, whose product is annotated as akirin-2. Gene Ontology annotation, molecular function: transcription coregulator activity. The record is from RefSeq and is a predicted model, not a curated record. Gene Ontology annotation, biological process: positive regulation of transcription by RNA polymerase II; positive regulation of innate immune response. Bases 504 to 1055 code for a protein of 183 amino acids. NCBI's taxonomy places the organism in Eukaryota, Metazoa, Arthropoda, Insecta, Hymenoptera, Formicidae. The transcript is spliced from 5 exons. Gene Ontology annotation, cellular component: nucleus; chromatin.
CCGGCGGAAGGAGUUGCUCAGAGUUGCUGCGCGUAGCCAAGGCGGGCGGCCAUAUUGGCUCGCUAAGCGCAGCAGUGUUUGUUUUGUCGGCAGAGGCUGUGCGAGUUAGACCGCGGAGCGCUUUAAACAAAAUCGUGUUCCCCAUCGGUGUCGUCGGCGUUAAUUGUUUGUUGUUUGUUCUCGGCGGACUUUAAUUGCCGUUUAGAGCGUUUGUUGCAAUUUUCAACGUGUCGCAUCUCACUCGCUCUCUCAAUUAUCUCACCACGAGUAUUCUCUUACCAUCGAGUUGUAUCGUCUCGCGCACCUCCCUCCGUUGCGCUUGUUCCCUUCUCCCUAGAUCGGCACCGUCCGUCGGCGAGGCGAGUGCCGCUCCUCCCUUCGCCUCCCCUUCGCCUUAGCGCUGUCUCCCUCCGCACUCCGGGAUCGACACGGCUCGCGGCGACUAGGUGGCAGUCGUACACGGGACGCAGUGAGAUUCGGAACGACGCGCCACCAAGAGCACGAUGGCGUGCGCCACACUCAAAAGGUCCUUGGAGUUCGAUCCGGUGCACAGCCAUGGCCGGCCCAGCAAGCGGCGUAGAUGCAUGCCCAUGUCGUGCAUGUCGUCCGGCACAUCGGCGUCGUCUCCGCGUAGCAGCUCGCUGCCGCAGAACCCGUCUCCGUUCGGCGAGAUCGCCAACAAAUUGACGCCUGAGAAGAUGGCUGCCAAAGUCAGAGAUGAACUCCGCAGAUUACAACGGCGUAAACAAUUGCAAUUCCCAGCCAGUGACUCAUCAGAUAUGGAAGGUCCUUCGAGUCCUUCUAGCCCAUCUGCCUCAUCUUCAACCCCAUUUAGUCAUAACUCUAGUGGAAAGGAAAAACCUCUUUUCACAUUUAGACAGGUUGGCUUGAUCUGCGAGCGUAUGCUCAAGGAACAAGAAACACAAAUUCGAGAAGAAUAUGAUAAAAUCUUACAUGUAAAGCUCUCCGAGCAAUAUGACGCUUUCGUAAAGUUUACAUACGAUCAGAUACAAAAGAAAUUUGAAGCUUCGGCUGCACCGAGUUAUCUAUCAUAAGAAAAGAUUUUUAUUUAUAAGGAGCCAUUUUUGUGAAGAAUACUAGAUUUCUACUGUGUGAAACAAAUUUUGCUUGUGCCGAGGUCCGCAGCAUCGUCCUGCUUCGGAAAUUACCUCUAAAAGAAUAACUGGUUUCAGCAGUCAAAGUUGUGGGUAAAACAAACAUUCAAAGAAUUAAAAAAAAAAAAAUAAAAAAUAAAAAAAAACGAUAAAAAACAAAAAAAACGAAGAAGAAAAAGAUAUAACGAUUAGCAACGUAAGUUUGUAGAGAGAAAAGAGAGAGAAGCGAAAGAGUUCGCGGUGAACGUACUACGAAAAUCUACCAUGUAUACUUUCGAGACUAACAAUAUUUGUACUGUUCGACAUUAGAAGUACGCUGGUAUCAGGGAACUGAUCCUACUUAUGUACAAAUGUUAUUACGGUUAAAAGUAUGAUACAUGUACACAGGUGCAAGAUUAGUAGGAGGCUUGAGAAAAAACAAAAGAGAGAGUGAGAGAAAAAGAGUGAGCGAAAGAGAGAAAGAGUGAGAGAGAGAGAGAGAGCUGCGAAAUUUUUCUUCUAGUUUGUCACACACAGAUAUAUAUAUUUUCUUCUUAGCUCAUUUCGCGGACACUAUAUAACAUAAGGAAAAUUGUUAGAUUUCACAAAUGUUUCAACUCAAACAUUGAACCGAAUGUCUAAACGAAGCUACUCCAAUAAAUUCUUAAUAUUUGUUUUUUGACUGCGACAAUUUAAAAUAUUGCUCAAAAUGUACAUGGCAACCAAUGCUUUCAGCGCAAAUUUACAACAUAUUUUGCAAAAUUUAAGACAGAGAAGAUAAUGUAUGUAGGAAAAGAUAAGAGUAAAAAGGAUUGCCAUUCUCUAACUGUUUUGCAAGGAAAAGAGAGAUUUAACUUCUGAUGUACGAUUGCGUAAAUCUAAGGAAUAGCGUUACAAAUUAUUUGUAAAAAAGUGAGAACUUUAUAGAGAGAUACAUUAGCUUAAACUUUUGGAGUAUAUUGCGAAUUCGUUUUGGAUUUCAAUUUUUAUCCACUUUUGAGAGAUUUUUGUUUGGUUGUACUUUGUCGCUCUACAGCAACCUAUGAUUAAUUGUAAAAUUCUUAUAAAUUUAUUUCUCGCCGUCGUUUUGAUUUUUGUUGUUGUUUUUUUCUUCUUUUUUAUAAAAAAAAUUCUUUGUGAAAAAACCGAUCUCAUUUAUUAUAAAUGUUAGGAGCUGUGAAAGUGUCGGGACGAUAUUGUAGACUAUAGUAGGUAUUGUACGAAACAUAAGUUUGGAAUAAAGAUUUCAUAAAAUUUCGCCAGCAUUUCUGUUCCCUGGUAGCAACGAAUUUCUGUAGUUAUAAUAAAAGUGCUGAGUAAUGAAUAUAACUAUAUGUACCAUACUCUUUAACUGUGCCUAUUAUUAGAUAUGUUUAUACAUAUAUAUAUAUAUAUCACACUAUUCUUAUUACUACUACGUUAUAAUGUAUAUUAUUUACUGUUAUCAUCGUCGUAGAACUUUUUUUCUAAUUCAUAGCGAUUCUUAUUAUACGUUGUAGGAGAUCCUCCUCCGAGCGAUAAUUUUUUAGUUUUCUUUUUUUUUUAUUAUUAUUAUUGGAAUAAAAAAAAUUAAUAUCUCUUGCGACUCUCUUCACAGCUGUCAACGCGUUUUCGCGUUUUUUCUUUAGCGUGAAGAUUUUUGGUUUCGAAAUAAAUGGGAGGAGAGAAGCAUUUAGAGAAGUAUCGAGGAAACUGUUUGUCAUGUGUUCUCAUAAGCACAAUGUAAAAAAAAAAAAAAGAAAAAAAAAAGAAAAAAAAAUCUCGAUCUUCAAUUGAUCAUGCCUAUAUGAUUGUCGAGAGAAAGCGAUAUCUCGUAUGUAUUCGAAGGGGCAUUCGAAUUUACUACUGCCUUUUUCAUAUUGCGGAAAAAAAGAAAGAAAGUGUUUCUCAGUUACCACGAUAUUUUUGGGAGCAUCGUAUACCGAUGGUGUUCAUGCCCAUACACAUGUACACACGCAUAUACACACACACACACAUACAGAAGAAGAAGAAAUAUGUAUAUAAUGUUACAUCGAGCAACCACACAAUGUAAAGACGAAAGAAAGAAAUGAAUUGCGAAGAAACAUAAGCGAGUUUAAUUGUUAACGCGAAAUGUAAUAAUAAUAAUAAUAACAACAAAAAUAAUAAUAAUAAUAAUAAUAAUAAUAAUAAUAAUAAUAUCUACUGGAAGAUCGCGAUAGAUAUCGAUAUAUUAUUAAGAACAACCGUGAAAAUAGCGAUCGUUCGAAAAUUUCGCGUUUUUGUUUCGACUACAAGAAAUACCUCUAUAUUGUAUUGUAUAAAUAUCUAUUAUCAAAAUAAAAAUAAACUCUCUUAAGACUGAACGAGAA